ACGUCAUCCAGAGAUAUAAGUAAGGGUGACAUUCAAGGGAUUGGACCAUACGAGCCAGUGUGACAACCGUAGGAAUUACUCGACUACAGUACCAAGAAGAUGGCUGACCUGAAGUAUUCAAUAGUUUGGAUGGUUUUUCUAUUGGCGCAUUUGGACCUUGAACCCGUCCAGUGUUUUCCAUACAACUUAACAAGAUGCCCUCCGAGCCUUCCUUCCAAUUGUCCACCAAACCGGGUUAAUUCUUGCAAUAAUGAUCAGGAUUGCGAAGCAACUUAUCCUGGUAAGGGUUUGAAGUGCUGUGAUGACUGCGGCAGAAGUUGUGUGUCUCCUAAAGUGUCCGUAGUAGAAGUAACCCCAGAAAGUUUAAAAAAAAAAAUGAAUAUCCUUACCAAAUUGGUUGCAAAGUGCCCCACCAACCCUCCCUCAAGCGCGUCUCCUCCAGGACCAGACCAAGAAUGCCAAAACGAUGCCAGUUGUGAUGCGAAAUUCCCUGGACGAGGCCUGAAAUGCUGCAGUGAUGGGAACGAUUUUAGGUGCAUUCCUCCUGUCGUUGAGUCUGUUAUUAACCAACCAACGUAUUGCCCCAGUAUUUUACCUUUACACCCAAGUGAAUGUGAAGGUAAAUACGUUCGAGAUAAAUGCUUCAACGAUGAAGAGUGCAAACAAAAGCAUCCUGCGUUGAAGUCAUUUGUGAAGUGUUGCAUUACUAAAUGUCUGAGCCGAAAGUGCGUGAUUCCAGUUCAAGGAAAGGCGCCACCCACUCCAACACCUUCAGAUGCCUGUCCAAUCUUCCCUCCUGCUGCUGAAUGUCCACCAGAACCAGAUCAUGAAUGUAAACACGACAUCCAUUGCAAUCAGUCGCACCCUGGAUUAGGGCUAAUAUGCUGUAAAGAUGGAUGUGAUUUCAGAUGCAUGCCACCUAAAGUCAAAGGUAUCUGCCCAAUCUUCCCUACACCUGCUGAAUGUCCACCACAAUCAGAUGAUGAAUGUAAAUACGACUUCCAAUGCAGUGGGUUGCACCCUGGAAUGCCGCUAAAAUGCUGUAGAGAUGGAUGUGAUUUAAGAUGCGUUCCACCUAUCGUUUAGAAUAAUAUCCAUUCUAUACCGUAGAUUCUUGGUUAUAAAUCGUAAAUUUCGUAAGGACUUUUUGAUAGGCUUAUAAUUGGCGGGGAAAGGGGGAUUCGUUUUAUAAAAACAAUAAUGUUUGUUCCAUUUUAAAUAUGCAGCUGUAGCAGCAACAAGCCUUGAAAUGUGAAAAGAAGCUAGAAACUAUAUUUGAGGCCAGAUUGUCAAUGUGUCACAGGGCUACACGGUGGUAGUUCUUCAAUGUAAUGGGUUUAUACAUUGAAUUUGUUACAUUAGAUAUGUAUGCUUUGUUUUAUAAAGAAUAAAGAUAAUUUUUAAUUGUU
Molecule: messenger RNA, 1409 nt
Organism: Actinia tenebrosa (Australian red waratah sea anemone)
Lineage: Eukaryota; Metazoa; Cnidaria; Anthozoa; Actiniaria; Actiniidae
Cellular component (GO): extracellular region
Molecular function (GO): peptidase inhibitor activity
Source: RefSeq, a predicted model, not a curated record